AAAGAGAAAAUGGCGGUCUGUACCACACGUGCGGUGUCCUCAUGCACAAAACAUCUGUUUAACAGGUUAUGUAACACUACUAGAAGGUCAAAUCAAACGUUUUUGACCGAAAGAUGUUGUAAACAAUCGAGAUCCUUUGGUCAAAUGCCACCACAAGAGAGAUUCUCCUCAGACCGAGAGCGUAAAUCGAGAUUCUCUGCAGGCUAUGCUGUUGGAACACUUGCGUUUUCCCGGGGCUUGCUCAUGUUGCUUGGCCUGGGAAAGAAAGAAGAGGAGGAUCCAGUGAUAAGUUUGUUCAGAGAAGCACGACUGGCACAGCACGAGAAAAACUUUGACAAAGCAGAAUAUUAUUUUCAUGAAGCGCUUAAAGUUGCUGCGGAAAAUCACCGAAAAACAGACAUGACAACUCGUGAUUACCUCUUUGCCAAAACAAACAUCUUUGACAGUCUCGCUGACAUGGCUCUAUCCAGGGGUCAGUUUGACAAGGCAGAGAAGUUAUACAAAGAGACAAUGAAAUGCUGCUUUGAAGUAGGAGUCCAGAAAGAUGAUAACUCAGUGAUUGAAAUUUCCAUCAAACUAGCAAGUAUCUAUGCCAUGCAACAUAGGGAUGCAGAGGCACGGACAGGAUUUGAGUUCUGUAUAAAGACACAAGAGCAGAAAGUGAAUGAGCUGGAUGACAAAGACAAGGACACAGUGGCACUUCUGGGUCUUGCGUUAGAGAGUUAUGGAAGGUACCUCAUGUACCAGAAACAACUGGACAAGGCACUGCCGUUGAUUGAGAAGGCUGUGACAGUUGCGACUUCGACACUGGGUGAGGAACACCCACAGACGCUCGUCUUGCACAAUGACCUAGCUACACUGAAUAUUCUCAGUAAAAAUUACGGACCAGCAGAAAAAACUUUGAAAUAUGCCAUAGAGGUUGGGGAAAGGGUUGAGUCAAGUGAGGUGCCAGCGUUAUACUGUAACUUGGGAGCACUGUAUAUACGGAAGUCGGAAUUUGAAGCUGCCAAAAGUGCCUGCAAGAAGGCUUUACAACUGGCAAAGAAAAUGAAAGACACAAUAUCGGCACAUCAAGCGCAGAAGUGCCUGGAUAAAAUUUACAAGGUUACCAAACAAAGUAAAAGUAGUUAAUGAUGUGCACUUUAGGAGAUUAUCUUGUUUAUCAUGUUUUUCAUUUAAGUUAACUUAUUUAAUGCUGUUUGCCUUACUUUGUAUGUUACCAUUGGUUUGUAUCAUUUGAAGAGAGACCAAGGUUUAUAUUUAUGUAAAUUAUGAUUUGAUAAGUAUUAUUAUUAUUGUUAUUAGUGGUGUCUUGAUGUGACAUUGAGAGACCUAUUUAUGAUUUAUGAGUUGUGCAUUAUCUCAAAGUCAACAUGUGUGUAGUAUGUUAUUUCAUUGUUUUACUAAGUCAAUAGUUACUGUGUAUUAGGGUCCUUAGACAUGCUAGAUUGAUCAUGAGAUAUACCAUGAGAUAGACCUUAAGGACCCCAAAACUCAUCUUUAUUUGAACACUGAUCAUCAUGAUCAUACACAGGUGUGGAUAAUUAGAUUUAGAUCUGGCGUUCAGUUCAUCAGUACGAAUCAUUUCAAGUUUCAUUAUUAUGAUCCUUUUUGAAAAUUGGUUGUUUUGAAUGAUAUUAAGUGGUGCAAUAUUUUAUAUUUUGAGACAGUUUUUGUCCUCUCUCCCAAGCCAUUUGUAACCCAGGUUUUGGUGUCAGCAAUGUGGUUUAACAUGUUUUCAGAAGUGGCAUUUGUCAGUUUACAAGGGUUGACUCCAUGCAGGGUCAACUUAGGAAAGAAUUCUAUGUCAUUCUGAAGGUGGCAGACCACAAGGCUGCAAGGAAAUGUCCUUCCUGGGUAUGUGUUUUUUUGUGUUUGCCCACUGCUAAUUUCAGAUGAGUUGUUUAUUUACUAUGUUUAAGAUACUUGUUGUUUUGGUAGAAAACAACUAGUCCCUGAGGAUUUUCAGUCGUGUAAAUACCAAAGGCCAAGUGUACAACAUAAUGUCUGCAUAAGAUUGAUCAGUGGUUUGAAAAAAGCAAUCAUCUGGAGAAAUAUUUGUUCAUUCAAGUAAGUAACGACAGUUUAGAUAGCAGGACUCUUAU
This is a messenger RNA of Haliotis rufescens (red abalone), 2105 nucleotides long. RefSeq names its product tetratricopeptide repeat protein 19, mitochondrial-like. Gene Ontology annotation, biological process: mitochondrial respiratory chain complex III assembly. Gene Ontology annotation, molecular function: protein binding. Bases 10 to 1131 code for a protein of 373 amino acids. NCBI's taxonomy places the organism in Eukaryota, Metazoa, Mollusca, Gastropoda, Lepetellida, Haliotidae. The record is from RefSeq and is a predicted model, not a curated record. Gene Ontology annotation, cellular component: mitochondrial inner membrane. The transcript is spliced from 2 exons.